Telopea speciosissima is the source of this 1888-nucleotide messenger RNA. Its product is annotated as B3 domain-containing protein Os01g0234100-like. NCBI's taxonomy places the organism in Eukaryota, Viridiplantae, Streptophyta, Magnoliopsida, Proteales, Proteaceae. Gene Ontology annotation, molecular function: DNA binding. Bases 1 to 1779 code for a protein of 592 amino acids. The transcript is spliced from 9 exons. The record is from RefSeq and is a predicted model, not a curated record.
AUGACGCCUAAGGAAGCUGAAGGUCCUGAGUUCAACUCCGCCUCCCUCGUUGGGGCCACUCGCCUGAGAGAAAACUCCCUGGUUUUGAAUAUAUUGUUUUUUGAAGCCACAAAUCCUCUAGAGGUUGCAGCGGGAGCGAGAGUGAAAGAGAAUGUUUUGAAUAUCUUGUUUUCUGAGAUGGCACUUCUCAUGUUCUUCCUUCUUCUGCGAGUGGAUGUGAGUGACAUCUCUAAUGUCGCUACGCCUAACACGCAUCCACCAUCGGUUAAGAAGGUGGAUAUCAUACCUGUGGUUAGAAGGAUGCAAACACUCAAGUGUCCCAGAUAUUUAGAGAAGGCUUUGAUUCUAGAGAAACCAACCAUUGAGAAGAGGAAACGAUCAACAAGAAUAAGCCACUCAAUCGCUGGCUUGACGAACGCAAGAAGCACCGCUGCAAUCGCCGGCAGAACUCAAGAAGUGGAAGAAGAGACAGAGAGAAUGGAGAAGGGGAACCAGCUGCUGGAGGUUUUGUUUUCCGCUGGAGAAGACGAAGAGCCUAGACUGCUUUGGGUCAGGAAAAGACCUGCUGCUCCUCCACCUCCACGUUAUUCUCCUGAAUGUAUGAAGAGCCGUAAGCGAAAAACGAAUACGAUCAAUCAAUUUCAUGCAUGUGAUGAAGCUAACUCAGGUUUUACGAAGAAAGCUACGGAACUUCAAAUGAAAUUAGGACCAGAAUUGCCUACUUUCGUGAAAUUUAUGCAUCCUUCUCAUGUUGGUAGCAGCUGUAUUUUGCUGAAACUUCCUCGUGAUUUUUGCAAGUUGAACUUACCGAAAGAAGAUUGUAGGAUUACAUUGGUAGAUGAAAGUGGUAAAGAGUACAAAAUGAAUUACCUUGGUAGAGCGGUAGCACUGAGUGCUGGAUGGAAGGGAUUCUCUAUUGCACACAAAUUGGUUGUAGGAGAUUCAGUGUUGUUCCAACUUAUUGAGGCUAUUAAAUUCAAGGUGUACAUUAUAAGGGGAAAUGGUUUGACUAAUUCUGAAGUUGCUGGAGCUUUUGCACAUUCAAAGGAAAUUCUUACUGAUGAGAGAGAUGUGAAGCAUUCAAAAUCUCGUUCUUUAUAUGAUCUUCAAGAGAAAAAUCAGAAUGCUGGCCCUCCAGGAUCAACUUCUAACCCUGGACCACCAGCUGGAGAACAGUUUAAAAAUGACAGUGAAGUUGGCUCUGAAGAUUUGGAAGGCAUCAUAUUGGCAAAAAAAAACAUGGAAUUUAAAGAUGUGAAAAGCUUUGAGGAUUUCACCAAUAUAGUGAAUGAUUUGAUUAAAGAUUCUGAACUAUCUGAACAUGUUCGAGUGAAGUACUAUGAGCUCUGCUGUAGUCAAAAGGCUUUGCUUCAUGAUCAUCUUCUCGAAGGCAUCAACUGUAAGUUGAUUGCUGGAAUAAUUUCUGAGAUUGUCAAUGUGGCUGAUGCCAUUCGAGCUUGCAAACUCACUACCUUUCAGAAUGACUUUGCAUCUUGGGACAAAAGCUUGAAUGCCUUUGAGCAAUUGGGCAUGAAUGUUGGUGUUUUACGCAACCGAAUGCACCAGGCUGUGAGCGUCACCUUUGAGUCAGAAGGUGCAAUGGAGAUGUACAAUGAGGUUGUGUUCAAAAGAGAGGGAUUGGUAGAGGAGAUAAGAAAUCUCGAAUUGAAGCUUAUGGAAUCAAAAGAGGCUCUUGCAAGGUAUGACAAAGAAAUUGAGACUCGAAAGGCUGAGAAACUUGAGAUGAAGUUUCAAGCAGUGGUGAAUGUUCCGUGGUGACCUUUGCAUUUUGUUAGGUUGCAGUUUCCUCCUUUUUUGAGGUAGCCUGAAUUUUGCAGUUGAUCAACAUAAUCCUAUGAAAUCUUGAGAAGAGUAUCUUUUUGUGGAA